Moesziomyces antarcticus is the source of this 900-nucleotide messenger RNA. Its product is annotated as sphingomyelin phosphodiesterase 2. Gene Ontology annotation, molecular function: sphingomyelin phosphodiesterase activity. The record is from RefSeq and is a predicted model, not a curated record. Gene Ontology annotation, cellular component: cytoplasm. NCBI's taxonomy places the organism in Eukaryota, Fungi, Basidiomycota, Ustilaginomycetes, Ustilaginales, Ustilaginaceae. The transcript has 2 exons. The coding region runs from base 1 to 900 and encodes 299 amino acids.
AUGAAGACCUCGUUGCUUCUUCUUGCUUCGCUGCUGAAGCUGGCCACCAUGGCUCUGGCAGCUCCGACGGUGUCCGGCAGCUUGACGGCCGUCACCAUGAACGUGGCAGGUCUGCCCUCCAUCCUCAACAGCAACGGAGACAGCGACAAGAAGGCCAACUCGAUCGCCAUCGGCAAAAAGUUCGCACAGUACAAUUACAACCUGAUCAACGUCCAAGAAGACUUCAAUUAUCACGCUUAUAUCUACGACAAUGACAACCACCCGUAUCGCACUCCCACGUCGGGCGGCGUGCCAUUCGGGUCCGGGCUGAACACGCUCGCCACCAUCCCGUUCAAGGACUUGUCGCGUGUCAAGUGGGACAGGUGUAACCUCAACGAGGGCGACUGCCUCACCCCCAAGGGAUACACCGUUGUGACCCUUCAGCUGCCCACAGGCGGAGAGGUGGAUGUCUUCAACCUGCACAUGGAUGCCGGCUCAGAUGCAGGCGACUCUACCGCCCGCACGUCCAACUUCAACCAGGUAGCCAGCGCAAUUGCCAGCCGUUCCGAUGCAGCUGGUCGAGCCGUCAUCGUGAUGGGCGACACGAACAGCCGCUAUACCCGCCCUGCGGACAACCUGGCCGCGUUCCUGUCGCAAACCAAGCUCGUCGACACCUGGGUUGAGCUUGUCCGCGCUGGCAAGGCGCCUGCAUCGACCGACCCCGCCCUGGUCUGUGCCGACCCUGUCCCGACUACGACCAACUGCGAGGUGGUGGACAAGGUACUCUACAAGAAUGGCAAGAACGUCACGCUGAAGCCGAGCGACUGGCAGUACCUGGGCACCCAAUUCACCGAUGCUUCGGGCAAACCGCUUUCGGACCACACCCCGAUCUCUGUCAAGUUUACCUACACUUCGUCCUAG